Molecule: messenger RNA, 1403 nt
Organism: Sycon ciliatum
Lineage: Eukaryota; Metazoa; Porifera; Calcarea; Leucosolenida; Sycettidae
Exons: 7
Coding region: 324-1403 (359 amino acids)
Source: RefSeq, a predicted model, not a curated record
GACAAACAUCAGCAUUCAACGUGAUUUUUGGUGAUGGACAACCUACAGCCAAUGUUACCAAUUACUUACCACAGUGCAUUGUGAAGUGUGGAUCAGGACCAUGGAUUCGACUAGAGAAGACUGAUGGUAGUCUAGUGUGGGCUGAGACAGGUGCCUUCUCAGGAGUUACUACUAGGGUACCAGUGAACACCACAGCACAUCCGAUACUGGACACUUCAUACACUGGACUGUACCAUUGCAGAACAGUGGAUCACAACUCAACUCAAACAUAUCAACUCAACAUUGUAGCAAAGCAAAGUCGUACUUCUGUCACUCCUACAACAAUGGUUUUCAACUACACUGAUCAGAGAUAUGAUAUACCAUGUAAUACUGUGGGUUCAUCAGGUAUGAACGUCACUUGGACAUCCACUUUAGAUCUUAAAACAAAGAUGGUGAACACAAUGAUUGGAACAUCUCAAAAUGGACUGUUGGAAUAUGUGAACUCUACUUUCAGUUUUAUGGGAAAUGAUUCCAGCAUAAUGCUUACCAGAGAUAACCCAGCUGGUGUGAUGUUCAAUGUGACAUGCACUACAACAUACAAGACCAGUUUUAAUUGUAGAUUUGUAGAGAAUGUGCCAACUUAUUCUCAGCCAUCCCAGGAUGUACUGGACCGAUGUGAUAGAGCAGUCAAGUCUUUGUCAACAACGUACUCCAUCAUCAUUCAAGGUUGCAUGUUGGAAUGCAAUGACACUAACGUGGUGGAUUGUAAUCAUGUACCAGCAGUGGGAAUGGCAAUGGCAACUGUCAACUUUGUUUGUGGACAAAACUUCCAAUGGACCAUGGGUGAAUGUCAACCAACACAUUGUCCGGAUUUAAGCUCGGCAACAUUGGUGACUAUACCCAGGAGUGCUGUUGGUACCAACAGGAGUGCUGUUGGCACCAACAGGAGUGUAUCAUGUAAGACUGGUUACGAUAAUAUCUCCAUGCCGUCUUCAGUGAAUUGUCAAGUUAAUGGAACAUGGACUACACUCCCAACUUGCCAAGAAUCUCCAUCUGCUACCCCGGAGGGAGGAGGAGGCAUAGGAACUGGAGCUAUUGUUGGCAUUGCUGUUGGAGGAGCUGUACUUGCUGUACUUGCUUGCAAGAAGCAACCGAGCUCUGCCAGGACCUGUGAUUCGCGUCGUGCUGGUGUGAUCACAGAACACAUCCUCGACUGGGUUGUUGGUUCACUGCGACCACUAUCUGUCGUAGCCGACGGUGAGUUUGUCAAACUCCUGAAGUUGCUGGAGCCCGAAUACAAGAUGCCGUUGCGGACGCAUCUCGCCAAGCUACUCGCCAAGCGGAAUUCGCUGCGCAAGUCCGAGUUGAAGGCGUUGAUUCGGUCCGACGGCAUGGCGGGCGUUUCUUUGACAACUGAUCAGUGA